Messenger RNA from Saccoglossus kowalevskii, 1353 nucleotides. RefSeq lists its product as uncharacterized. Gene Ontology annotation, molecular function: transcription coregulator activity. Gene Ontology annotation, cellular component: transcription regulator complex. The record is from RefSeq and is a predicted model, not a curated record. NCBI's taxonomy places the organism in Eukaryota, Metazoa, Hemichordata, Enteropneusta, Harrimaniidae. Gene Ontology annotation, biological process: regulation of transcription by RNA polymerase II.
ACCGGAGUGAAACGUGCCAGAAGUCCAUCACCUCCUGUAGUACAGCUCUAUCCAUCACGUCCACAAGGAUAUCCACAGGGUUACCCUGCUUCAUACCAAACAACUGCUACAUACCAACAAGGUCAUAGCAGUUACAACACUGGAAAAUCUAGUACCAAUUAUACCAGCCAAUCACAUGUGACCUAUCCAGGUGCUCAACAACAAUCAACACAUAGUAAUUACCCAGCCAACCAAUCAACAAGCAGCAAGUAUCAAGGCAGCCAAUCGGCAUUCAGUUCCUUUUCUGGACAUUAUGUGCCUGCUCAGCAGCCUUUAAAUGACAAGUAUCCACAGAAUUAUCAACAACAACAACAGCAGCAGCAGCAACCACCACCACAACGCUAUGUACAAAGUGGACAGCAUAAUUCUAGUAUGUCAAUGCAACAACAGUUAGAACAUGCUAACCAGCAGUCAGGAUUUACGGAAGAACAGGGUCAUUUCAAGUUACAGCAGCAGCAGCAGCAACAACAACAACAACCAUCAUCAUCAUCAUCAUCAGCUGCAGCAGCAGCAGGAGAGAAGAGGAGGUCAGCCACAGAGUCAUAUCAGACCUACAAUGAAUACACAGCCACACCACCAAACUAUUCAUACUCAGCCACCACAGCAGCCACCGCAGCCACGGCAGUCAUUGCUAUCACAGCAACAAUUGCAUCUAAAUAAACCAAGUAUAGUUGGAGGGUUUGGCACCAGACAAACAAGACCAAGUUCUCCAAUAUACCAUCAAAAACAGCAACCUGCACAACCACAACUAGCUACUGGUUACCAAAGUCCACGUCAUGGCCAUCCAUCGAAUUACAUUGUGCAGCAGCAGCAACAACAACAGCGACAAUCUCAUCAACAACAACAACAACAACCUGGAAGUCAAUACUAUUAAAUGUUUCUGGUCAUCUUUAUUUCAUUUUAUUCUCUACUUUGACAAAUUAAUUAAACCUGCAAAAUUUAUGUGCCAUCAUAUAUUUUAAGAAAACAAACAAACAGUUUAACCAGAAAUAUUUUUUUUAAAAAGAGACUUUCUGUAUCACACUACAGUAAAAGAACUGAGAAUAAUAUUGUAUAUAGCAGCUACUAUAAAUUAAUAACUUAAAGGUAUAUUUUAAAUAUUGGUCAUUGUACUGUUUGUAUCAAUGCUUUUAUAUACAUUUGUGUUUGUGGUUCUUUAUUACAAUAGUGUUGUUGUUAUGGUGAUGUGGGUAUGCUUAUUCCAAGUUGAAUCUUGAAGUCAAUAUUUCUGUGAAAACAUGAGAAAUGUCACUUCAUGCAUGCCUGUUAAACACUGAAUAAAAUAAGUGUUUGUAGUGAAUUAUGUAUAGAGUA